UGUUUACCUCUUUUAACGCACGUGCGACGAUCAUUUUGCUAAAUUUCUUGAUUAAUUGAAGAAUUUGGAGCAUAAAAGAUGCCGCCCAUUGCCCAGGAGGGCAAUUGCCUGAUUUACCGCGGCAGCAACUUCCUCAAGCAGCGCCUAAUCCUCGCCUGCCUGUCCGGCAAACCGGUGAAGAUCAGCCAAAUCCGUUCGGAGGACGAAACGGCACCCGGUCUGCGGGAAUACGAGAUAAGUUUAAUUCGCCUGUUUGACAAAAUCACCAAUGGAACCAAGAUCGAAUUGAAUCCCGCCGGCACGAGUGUCAUGUUCUCACCAGGAUUACUGCAUGGCGGUCAGAUUCAUCAUGAUUGCUGUGUCCAGCGUGGCAUUGGUUACUAUCUGGACGCCCUAAUAGCCUUGGGCCCAUUUUGCAAGAGUCCGCUACAGUGCACCCUGCGCGGUGUGACCAACAGCAAGGACUCGCCAUCCGUGGACCACAUCAAGGGUGCAGCCUUAUCCCUGCUCAAGCGAUUCCUCCUAGUCGACGAGGGCCUCGAACUCAAGGUUGUGCGCCGAGGAGUUGCUCCGCUGGGCGGCGGAGAGAUCACCUUUAGGUGUCCGGUGCGAAAGAGCCUGCGAGCCAUUCAAUUCCAGUCACAGGGCAUGGUUAAACGGAUCCGGGGCACUGUUUAUGCCUGCAAAGUGUCUCCGGCGCUGGCCAAUCGCACCGUGGAGGCGGCUAAGGGAUGUAUGCUAAAGUUCCUGCCGGAUGUCUAUAUCUACACAGACCAGAACAAGGGCAAGAUGUCUGGUAAUUCGCCCGGCUUUGGCAUCUGUCUGAUUGCAGAGACAACGGACGGUGUGUGCUUCGCCGCCGAUUGCUGUUCCAAUACAAGGGAGGAGUCGGACGAUACACCCUCCAUACCCGAGAAUAUGGGCAAGGAGGUGGCCCUGCGUUUGCUGGACGAGAUUUAUCGAGGUGGCUGUGUGGACUCCAGCUAUCAAUGGCUGGCGGCGCUCUAUAUAGCACUGGGCCAAAAGCAUGUCUCCAAAUUCCUCACCGGUGCCCUGUCCAAUUACACCGUACACUUUCUGCAACAUCUGCGCGACUUCUUCUCGAUCACCUUCAAGCUGGAGAAUCCCGAGGCGGAGGACGAGGACGAGGCGGAGGAUGUGCGUGGUGCCCAGAAGGUCCUUAUGGCAUGUGUUGGAAUUGGCUACACAAACAUAAAUAAGCGUGUUACAUAACAUGUUCUCUAGGCUAAACUUUGUAAGAAUAAACAUAUAUUUUUUUAUAACAUAUUA
This is a messenger RNA of Drosophila sechellia, 1290 nucleotides long. It is a transcript of the gene Rtc1, whose product is annotated as RNA terminal phosphate cyclase 1. Bases 79 to 1233 code for a protein of 384 amino acids. Gene Ontology annotation, molecular function: RNA endonuclease activity. The transcript is spliced from 3 exons. Gene Ontology annotation, biological process: endonucleolytic cleavage of tricistronic rRNA transcript (SSU-rRNA, 5.8S rRNA, LSU-rRNA); ribosome biogenesis. Gene Ontology annotation, cellular component: nucleolus. The record is from RefSeq and is a predicted model, not a curated record. Lineage: Eukaryota; Metazoa; Arthropoda; Insecta; Diptera; Drosophilidae.